Molecule: messenger RNA, 1407 nt
Organism: Peronospora matthiolae
Lineage: Eukaryota; Oomycota; Peronosporomycetes; Peronosporales; Peronosporaceae
Source: the annotation of a GenBank genome assembly
AUGGCGGCCAAGUACGGCCUAAUGCUACAUCAGAUGGACGUCAAGACAGCGUUUCUUAACGGCUCCCUCAACGAAGACAUCUACAUGGACCAGCCGGACGGAUACCUGGAUGCAACACAGCCGGACUAUGUGUGCAAGCUAAAGAGAUCACUCUACGGCUUGAAGCAAUCGCCUCGCAUGUGGAACCAAACAAUCGAUGGGUUCAUGAUCAAGAUGGGAUUCAAGAAGUGCGAAUCGGACCACUGCAUCUACAUCAAGCGAGACGACCAAGACAUGAUUCUCGUGGUGCUCUACGUCGAUGAUCUCAUCCUGGCCAGCAGCAACAACGAACUCCUCAAGUCAACCAAGAUGGCGCUGAGCAAACGCUUCGAAAUGACGGAUCUCGGUGAGCUCGAUUACUUUCUCGGCAUGGAGAUCAAGAACGACCGUAAGACGGGAAUGGUGACUGUACAACAAACCAAGUUUCUCAAGUCCGUGUUAACCAAGUUCGGAAUGGAUAACAGCAAGCCAGUGAAGACGCCUCAAGAUCCCGGCCUGAAGCUAACCAAGAACAUGUGUGAACAAGAAUGCAAGCACGAAGACACCAUGUGCAACGUGCCAUAUCGAAGUGCUGUCGGAGGCAUCAUGUAUCUCAUGGUCGCCACACGUCCGGAUCUAGCUGCUGCAGUGGGAUCAUUAUCCCAGUUCUCGUCCGACCCAUGCCCGACUCACUGGCAAGCUUUGAAGCGUGUGCUGAGAUACCUGCAAGCAACGCCCAAUCAUGGUCUUGAGUUUACACGUGAAGAAGGAAGCCGUAUCUGCGGGUACACCGACGCAGACUGGGCCGGCGACAUUGAGUCAAGACGAAGUACAAGCGGCUAUGUGUUCAUGAUGAGCGGAGGAUGCAUCAGCUGGAAAAGCCAGAAACAACGGACGGUCGCGCUAUCUUCAACAGAAGCAGAAUACAUGGCGCUUUCCGAAGCAACCAAAGAAGCAGUAUGGCUCAAAGUGCUUUUGGGGGAACUUGGUGAGAUGACAAGCGACGAAGCGAUCAAGAUGUAUGAAGACAACCAAGGAUCAAUCGCUCUCGCCAAGAACCCGGAGUUCCAUAAGAGAACAAAACACAUCGACAUACGCUACCAUUUUGUGCGUGAGAAGGUGGAAUCAGGUGAAGUCGUUUUGGAGUAUUGCCCGACUCAAGAUAUGCUGGCAGACAUGAUGACCAAGCCGAUCGCCGCUGUACAAUUUGAAAACAUUCGCGAUCGACUUGGGAUCCAAGGUGCCGCAGCUAACGAGUCGAGAGGGAGUGUUGAAAAGAGUGUUGAAAAGACAGCGGCUGUGAAGAAGACACCUCGUCAAGCUGCGUCAAGUGUUGAAGCAAGUGGAAGACCAAGCUUCGCUAUACCGGUGGGUACCGGUAUGUACUGA